Molecule: messenger RNA, 978 nt
Organism: Rana temporaria (common frog)
Lineage: Eukaryota; Metazoa; Chordata; Amphibia; Anura; Ranidae
Exons: 4
Source: RefSeq, a predicted model, not a curated record
AACUCCAACAUCAACAUCAACUGCAACAACAACAACUCAAACAUCAACUGCAGUGAAAACAAUUCCAACAUCAACUGCAGCAACAACAACUCCAACAUCAACUGCAGAAACAACUCCAACAUCAACAUCAACUGCAACAACAACAACUCAAACAUCAACUGCAGUGAAAACAAUUCCAACAUCAACUGCAGCAACAACAACUCCAACAUCAACUGCAACAACAACAACUCAAACAUCAACUGCAGAAACAACUCCAACAUCAACUGCAGAAACAACAUUUCCAAAAGCAACUCCAACAUCAACUACAGAAACAACAACUCCAACAUCAACUGCAGAAACAACUCCAACAUCAACAUCAACUGCAACAACAACAACUCAAACAUCAACUGCAGUGAAAACAAUUCCAACAUCAACUGCAGCAACAACAACUCCAACAUCAACUGCAACAACAACAACUCAAACAACAACUCCAACAUCAACUGCAACAACAACAACUCCAACUGCAGAAACAACUCCAACAUCAACUGCAGAAACAACAACUCCAACAUCAUCUGCAGAAACAACAACUCCAACAUCAACUGCAGAAAUAACAACUCCAACAUCAACGGCAGAAACAACAACUCCAACAUCAACUGCAACAACAACAACUCCAACAACAUCUCCAACAUCAACUGCAACAACAACAACUCCAACUGCAGAAACAACUCCAACAUCAACUGCAGAAACAACAACUCCAACAUCAACUGCAGAAACAACAACUCCAACAUCAACUGCAGAAAUAACAACUCCAACAUCAACGGCAGAAACAACAACUCCAACAUCAACUGCAACAACAACAACUCCAACAUCAACUGCAGCAACAACAGCUCCAACAACUCCAACGUCAAUUGCAGAAACAACAACUCCAACAUCAACUGCAGCAACAACAGCUCCAACAUCAACUGCAGAAACAACAACUGCAGAAACAACAACUCCAAC